AUGUGGGAUUCGGUUUCGGAUUCGGAUUUGGUAUGGAAGAAUGGAAUUAUUCCUGAAAUUCCAGUCACUGCUCAGUUACAUUCAACAGAGGAAGAGAAACAAAAACUCUUUAUUAUAAAUGGAACUUUAACAGGGACAAAUCUAACGUUUACCGACUUAAAGCGCCUUAGUUCCAAGGGGCUAGUGCACGACAAUGUUCGAAAAUUCGUUUGGCCAAAACUGCUGAGAUUGAUGGAUAGGGAUUUCAAGGUGAUCAACGAUCUUGACAGUAUUCAUAUGUUCGUAGACAUAGAAGUGUAUGAGCAAAUCUUGAAGGAUGUCGCGCGUAGCGGCGGCCAUAUGCCAGUGGAUACGUCCGAGGAGGACAUGGAGAAUUUUCAAAAAGAGUUGACUCAAAUAAUAUGCUGGGUCUUGUCUAAGCACGAGGAGCUAAACUAUUAUCAAGGAUAUAACGAUGUGGCGGCGACUGUUCUAAUAGUCAUGGGCUUACAGCAGGGCCUCUAUGUUUUGGAAAAAAUUUCAUUACUAUUUUUAGAGAGAUUUAUGGAGAAAACAAUGGAAAAAGUAAAUCAAGAGCUUUUUUAUAUAUUUGCAUUAUUAUAUAGGGAGCAUCCUAAGCUUUUAGAGCACUUGGAAAACGUAGAAUUGUUUCCACAUUUUGCUCUUGCCGAAUAUACAACAUGGUAUGCGCAUAAGUAUGCCGAGAAUAGAAAAUUGCUUCACAGACUGUUUGAUUACUUUCUUGGAGGUCCACCCUUAAUUCCAUUGUAUUUAAGCACCAAAAUUGUGGCAUACAGAGAUAAAGAAAUUUUCGAUACAAUACCAGACAUGGGUCCCAUGUUCAAAGUCUUGAGUACACUACCCGAUGACUUGCCGUUCGAAGAUCUCUUAAAUGAAACGUUAAGUCUCUAUGAACAAUAUCCGCCGAAAUCGAUAGACAACGAUGUCAGGGAUUUCGAUUCCAAAAGAAAGCUUAAAGAGCAAGAGUGGAAGAAGAAGCUGCAGACUAAUGUUGUAAACCGAAUAUAUCCAAAGUUUAAUAUGUACUUCAUAAAGCCACAGUUUUUUAAUAGCAUGAAUACUUAUAAGGCCAUCACAGUGGUAACGGUUGUAGCUUUUGGUUUAUACAGCAUGUUAAAAAGUUCUUAAUCGGUUGUUCCAUUUUUU
Molecule: messenger RNA, 1167 nt
Organism: Ceratosolen solmsi marchali
Lineage: Eukaryota; Metazoa; Arthropoda; Insecta; Hymenoptera; Agaonidae
Product: TBC1 domain family member 20
Exons: 6
Coding region: 1-1149 (382 amino acids)
Biological process (GO): endoplasmic reticulum to Golgi vesicle-mediated transport; positive regulation of GTPase activity
Cellular component (GO): endoplasmic reticulum membrane
Molecular function (GO): GTPase activator activity
Source: RefSeq, a predicted model, not a curated record